Messenger RNA from Microthlaspi erraticum, 1809 nucleotides. NCBI's taxonomy places the organism in Eukaryota, Viridiplantae, Streptophyta, Magnoliopsida, Brassicales, Brassicaceae. The record is from the annotation of a GenBank genome assembly.
AUGCAUUGCUUUCCGUGUUUCUCUUCGCCAAAGAAUAAGAAAUCUUCAACGAACGAAACUAGCGACAACGAACACAAACCACAUGAGAGGAAACGGUCAGAUGAAGCAGAGCAAGCGGAAGGAACAAGGCUGAAAACAUUCACUUUCCGGGAGUUAGCGACGGCAACGAAGAAUUUCCGGCAAGAGUGUUUGUUAGGAGAAGGUGGAUUCGGUAGGGUUUACAAAGGAACCCUUCAACCUUCUGGCCAGGUGGUGGCCGUGAAGCAGCUUGACAAACAUGGAUUACAUGGGAACAAAGAGUUUCAAGCUGAGGUCUUGUCAUUAGGCGAACUCGAUCAUCCAAAUCUUGUUAACCUUGUAGGGUAUUGUGCCGAUGGAGAUCAAAGGCUUUUGGUCUAUGAUUACAUCUCUGGAGGCUCCCUUCAAGACCAUCUUCACGAGCCAAAACCAGACCAAGAACCGAUGGAUUGGACAAAAAGGAUGCAAAUAGCCUAUGGAGCAGCGCAAGGGCUUGAUUACUUGCACGACAAAGUGAAUCCACCAGUGAUAUACAGAGAUUUGAAAGCUUCGAACAUUUUGUUAGACAGGGAGUUUUCUCCAAAGCUUUCUGACUUUGGUCUGCAUAAGCUAGGACCAGGGACAGGUGAUAAGAUGGUUGCUUUCUCUUCACGAGUCAUGGGUACUUAUGGUUACUCUGCGCCUGAGUAUACUCGAGGAGGAAAUCUCACUCUGAAAUCAGAUGUCUAUAGCUUUGGAGUUGUGUUGCUUGAGCUCAUCACUGGUCGUAGAGCUCUUGAUACCACUAGACCUAAUGAUGAACAGAACUUAGUUUCUUGGGCACAACCGAUCUUUAGAGAUCCAAAAAGAUACCCGGACAUGGCAGAUCCAGCUAUGGAGAAGAAAUUCUCGGAGAGAGGGUUAAACCAAGCAGUGGCAAUAGCUUCAAUGUGUGUGCAAGAGGAAGCAGCGGCUCGUCCUUUGAUAAGCGAUGUAAUGGUUGCUCUUAGCUUCCUUUCCAUGUCGACAGAAGACGGGAUUCCCACAGCUGUUCCUAUCUUGUCCUUCAGGGACAAGAGCAUGUCUAUUGCCUUAAGCCGGCAUGAUUCAAGACUAGCAGCAGAACAUGAAAAGUUUAGCACAUCCUCGGAGGAAGAAUCAGCUUCGGACAGCGAAAAGGAGAGAGUGAGUACAAUGAAGAUGAAGAAACUUGAAGAGGAAGAUAGCUCAAUGGGGUCUGAUGAAGGGUCUGAUUCUAACUCAGAUGAUGAAGAACAUGAAAAGGAAAAGGAUGGUUCGCCACCGAAGCAUAUUGAUGAGAAGAACGCGGCGCAGAGCUUGAAGAUUAAGUAUAGAUAUAGCUGGGAAGAUGUUGGUGAGAGGCUAAGCAGUAAAAGCAGCCAGAAAUCAAAUGACGAAAGCACUUCUUCUUCACGGUAUGAUAGUAGUGAUAGGGAUCAUGAUGAUUCACCAAGGAAACAGGAGAAAGGAGAAGAAGAAGAAGAAGAAGAAGAAGAAGAAGAAGAAGAGGAAGAAGAAGAGCAAAUGACUCAUUUUGAGCACAUUCAUAGCUCAAAAACUGAUGAUGAUCAAAGUGUUUACUUUGAUGAUGAUAACAAUUCAGGAGAUGACAGUGAAGCCUCUUUGCAUCGUAUAAAAUCAGAGGUUGAGAGGGAUUCUGUUGAAGAUGCCAAUGGAGCCUCUUUGCACAAGGUAGAAUCAGACGUUGAGAUUGAUUCUGAUGAAGAUGAAAAUGGAGCCUUGUUGCACAAGGUAAGGUCAAACGUUAAGAAUGAUUCUAUGGAAGAUUGA